AAAAAGAAGCCACAAUCAGACGUGAGAGAGAGUUGGUGGAGAAAGAAGCCUCCCAACGAGUCAAGCUUCCACAUUUCCAAAUCUUACCAGUCAACAACUCUCAACUCCCCCACCAUCCAUCCUCUUUCCCCUUUUAAGAACCCUAAUCUCCCUUUCCUCUUCCUUCUGCUAACAAAACCCUUCCUUCAAUCCAAUCUUCCCACUCUUUCCCACCCCCAAAACUCCUCCUUUCCCCCUUCUUGAUCCCCAAUAUCCCAUCUUUCCAUCGAAAAAUGGCGAUACCACCAACUCCCCUCGCCGUCCUCCUCCUCCUCCUUUCCCUUUCCCCCCUUUGCUCGUCUCAAAAAGCCUGCACGUCCGAUACCUUCUCCCAAAACAGACUCUUUGCUUUCUGCGAUUCUCUCCCCGUCCUCUCCUCCAACCUCCACUGGACUUACCACCCGACCAACGCCACCGUCGACGUCGCCUACCGUGCCCCUCAAACUUCCGACGGCUGGAUCGCUUGGGCCCUUAACCCUACCGGAACCGGCAUGGACGGCGCGCAAACUAUCUUCGCCUUCCAUAACUCCAACAACGUGAUGACCACCGUCUCUUCGCCUAUUACUCUUUCUAAUCCGGUUGUGAAGAAUUCCAGCCUUAGCUAUAAGGUUUACAGUAUGGGUUCGGACUUCGUCAACAACGUGAUGACUAUCUAUGCGACGAUUCAGCUUCCGGGAAACAAGACGAGGGUGAAUCAUGUGUGGCAAGCUUCUAAUACCUUCUCUAAUGGACUGCCUGCCGGUCAUCCGACGACUGGGCCGAAUGUUCAGUCGACGGCGACGCUGGAUUUGCUGUCCGGUCAGUCGUCGGCGGCGGCCGGGAACUCCAGGCUGCAUCGCAAGAAUACACAUGGAGUCCUGAAUGCAGUGAGUUGGGGAAUUUUGAUGCCUAUGGGAGCUAUAAUUGCAAGGUACAUGAGAGUGUUCAAGUCUGCCGAUCCUGCAUGGUUUUAUCUCCAUGUGGCUUGCCAGUGCUCGGCAUACAUUGUUGGAGUUGCAGGAUGGGGAACUGGUCUUAAGCUGGGCAGCGACUCCAAGGGAAUCACAUACCACAAGCAUCGCGACAUUGGUAUUGCUCUUUUCAGCCUGGCUACACUUCAGGUAUUUGCAUUGCUUCUGAGGCCAAAAAAGGACCACAAAUACCGCUUAUACUGGAACAUAUACCACCAUGUGAUUGGCUAUACAGUGAUAGUCCUUAGUGUGAUCAACAUCUUCAAGGGAUUCGAUAUCUUAGACCCUGAUCAAAAAUGGAAACAUGCUUACAUCGCAAUUAUCGCAUCACUGGGAGGCAUCGCCGUGAUCCUCGAAAUCUUUACUUGGGGAGUAGUUUUGAAGAGGAAGAAGUCAGGUGGAUCUGAUAAGCCUCACAGUGGUAUUAAUGGAGUUAAUGGCACUAAUGGUUAUGGUGGAAGACAGCAUCAGGUGGUAUAGAAAUUAGAUUCAUAUAAUAUGGAGAGAGUUUUCUCUUGAGGCUUGUUUCCUUUUGUGUGUUCUGUUUGUCAUAUCUUUUUAGUAGCAGGGGUUGGAUAUAUUAUUAAUUUGUUACUUUGUAGUUAGAAAGGGGGGAGAGACAGAGAGAUGGUUGUUGAUAUAGAUGUAAUUCUUAUAUGGUUUUGGCAUCAGGCUUGUCUGUGGAAUUUUGCUUGCCUAUUAUUUUAGUUAGACAGACCUGUUUCUCAUGCAUUUGUUAGCUUUGGAUUUGAAUUA
This is a messenger RNA of Dendrobium catenatum, 1745 nucleotides long. Its product is annotated as cytochrome b561 and DOMON domain-containing protein At5g47530. NCBI's taxonomy places the organism in Eukaryota, Viridiplantae, Streptophyta, Magnoliopsida, Asparagales, Orchidaceae. The record is from RefSeq and is a predicted model, not a curated record. The transcript is spliced from 3 exons. The coding region runs from base 273 to 1469 and encodes 398 amino acids.